GGAAGUGUUCUGUCAUUCCAGUGCUGAUUGAGCAGGCUGCUGUUACUGUUGCAGUCUCUGUCACUGUUACAUCAGAGGUAUGGUUGUCAACUAGUACACCUGCUGAAGAUCUCUCUCCUCUUGGAUGCCACACAUGGACACAGUCGCAUUUGGACAGUAUGGGCUCCAGACUGAAACAAAACCCUGAGCGAACCUUCUACUGGUUCUUUGAAGCAACUUGCCCUGUAGCCAGAGACAAAGAUCCUGGAGUGCUGUUUCAGUUUCCAGAAGACUUCAGUGAUGAGGAGUCCUAUCAAACAUUGCCCAGGUUCUGCUUCCCGUAUGAUAUACAAAGAGUGAGAGAUGGGGUGGCUGUGCAGCACUUUACUUUUGUUCUAACUGACCUUGAGGGAUGCCAACGCUUUGGCUUUUGCCGUCUCACCAACAGCACACAUACCUGCCUUUGUAUUCUAAGCUAUCUUCCAUGGUUUGAAGUGUUUUACAAACUACUCAACAACUUGGCUGACUAUCUCUCAAAAGGGCAGACCAGUGAAAUGAAAGUGCUUUUGGCAUCACUCUACAACCAGCCCCUUCCACUGGCUGCUGGAUCCGUCACCCUGCAGAUGGGAGAGCAGGUUUUGGUCAGCACAGAAGUGUCCCAUCCUGUUGGACACUCAGAGGGACAAAAGGGGGUUCCAUACUUCAUCGCUCCAGACCCCAGAAGUCUUCCUUCCAUACCUGAAAAUAGGAACUUGACCGAGUUGAUUGUGGCAGUAGACGUGGGGAACCUGCUUCAGCUGUAUGCCAGUAUGCUGUUUGAGAGACGCAUCCUCAUCUUUGCCAGCAAACUCAGCACUCUGACAUCCUGUGUGCAUGCACUCAGCGCUGUGCUAUACCCCAUGUACUGGCAACACAUCUUCAUACCUGUCCUCCCACCACACUUACUGGACUACUGCUGUGCACCCAUGCCUUACCUAAUAGGGGUCCACACCAGUCUAUCUGAGAGGGUGAGGAGUCGUGGGUUGGAGGAAGUUGUUAUUCUGAAUGUGGAUACUAACACCCUGGAAACCCCUUUUGACGACCAUAAGAGGAUACCUUCAGAUGUGAUGUCCGGAUUGAAGAUGUGUUUGAAGCGCCAAGCGGUGUCACCUGGAUGUGGUGUCUCUCAGGCCUUCCUGAAGGCUCAGGCUCUGCUCUUUGGAGGCUACAGGGAUGCACUGCAGCCUAAUGAGGAAGGAGAAAUAUGUUUCUGCGAAAACCUGUUUUUAGAUCACAAAUCUCCGAGUAUGAAGCAGUUCCUUCAGAGUGCUGUUCAUUUGCAGUGCUUCAAACAGUUCAUUGAUGCUCGUUUGGAUAUUCUGAAUAAUAAAAAUGAACCAGAUGAUCUCUUUGAGGAGGAGAUUAUAAAGUGUGAAUCCACAGCAGGAAGAAGUAAAUCCUAUCAACAGUUAGUUGGUAAUUUAAAGAAAGGAGGAGGUGCUCUCAUCCUCAACAUGAAGUCCAAAGCAAACAUGAGAGCCAAAGUUCUUGCCAAGUCAGGUCUGAAAAACCUGCUGAUACAUAAGGUUAACGAUGAAGAGCACACCCUUCAGAGAGGUGGAUCGGUAUCACACCGCCGUGCCCAAUCUGACUGCCUGCAGAACCGCCUACCAAUCACACAGCACUUCGGGAGGUCACGUCCCCGUCGACCUGCUCAGAAGUCUAAGACUCAUAGAGACAAGGACAUCAUGAAAGACAGUGAAGAUGCAUGGGAUGGAGCUAUGUCUGGGUCCAGGACUGAGCCUGCCUCUGAGCUCCAGAAGGAUGAAGAAGAAGAAGAAGAUGAUGAUGAUGAUGAUGAUGAUGAUGAUGGUGAGGAGGACGAUGCACUGCUGUGUGAUGAAGAAGAGAUGGAUCUUCUUGGGGAGAUCUUUGAUACACUGAGCUCUCGUAGCUCCCAUGACCGUGGCCUGCUGUACGGUACCCGCAGCCUGGAUCUGUUUGGGCCAGACAGCCAUGACUUCAUCACACGGCGUGUGCCAACCAAUCCAAGCCAAGAGAGCCUGUCUCUGUCCAUCAGUGGCAGUGGCAGUUUGCACAGCUGGAAUCUGGAAACAACAGAGGAGUUAUCAGACCUGACAGCGGACACUGACUUGCCAUGCAUGGACACUAGUGUACCAGAGGAGGAAGGGUUGGAGAAUAUGAAUAUGCAGUCAGAAAACAAAACAGAAGAGCCAAAAAUUGGACACAGGCAGGACGGAAAAAAACAGGAAGAAGUGACAGGAGCAAUAAAUGGGAACCAAGCAGAGGAAACUGAUGAUCAAAAUAAGUUUAAGGAAGUAAAGUUAGAGGAAAAUAUAGAGAAACAAGAUCAGGGAGAGGGUGUAAGUUUAGGGGAGGACCCGGUUAAUGAAAUAUCUGCCAAGAGCGAUGAAGGCUUAAAAGAAAACAAAGAGGAUGAGCAAAACAAGACAGAGGAGGUAAAUGCAGAACCUGAGAUGGAAACACAUGAAAGUGCAAAAGCAAGAGAAGAAGAAAAAGAGAGCCAACUGGAGAAAAAUGAAGAGGUAAGAGGAUCUUUAAGCAAACUUAUAAACCCAAAUCCUCAACAUCCCAACUCUGUGGAAGAAGAGGAAAAUAAAGGUAAGGAGGUCGUUCCAGAUACUACAGUCCCUUCUGGACCUCAGAUUCCUGCUGUUGACCCUAACCCUACAUCAGUCCAAGAAAAAAAGAUUGAAAUAGAAGCAAGAAAACUGGAGCAAGAGGUAAAGCAGACCCCUUCUCCUCCUAAAGUGCUAUCUGCUGCAGCACGCUUUCAGUCUCAAGGAUCCACCCAAAACUUCCAGGUAAAGUCCAAGGUUAAGGCCUUUACCGAACCUGGGAAACCUUGCACUGUGUUCAGAAACAGGGAGAAUGCACAAAUGCCAUGUGACUCAAAUACAUCAGAAACAAACAACCGCACGGAGGAAGCUGAAGAGGAAGAACGACCUCCAGUCAAAGUGUCAGAACUGAAGAAGAGAUUUGAAGCUUAAACGAUGCUGGUUACAUUCUAGCUUUUGUUACUUAAAAUCCAAUUAAAUGGAUACAUUUGGUUUCUCUCUGUAUUUCCCCUGCCUCUCCGUUACUCUUAAUCCCAAGCCCAUUUGGUUUUACUGAAAAUAUAAAUUAUGAAAUAAAAGUCAACAAUGUAGUUUUAUUUAAAAGCUAACCACUGUGAAUUGUAGCAGAUGUUACUCAAGUGAGGGUGAAUGUUGCACUUGGGGAUAAGUUUCAGAUGAACAUUUUGUGCAUUAGUAUUUAUGGAUAUAACAAGCUGCACUGUAUACAAACACAAAGUAAUGAAAAAAAAACAAUGUUCCCAUUUUUUAAGUAGUUUUGGACUUUUUAAAGGCUGUCUCUUUACAAUAACAAAAACAAUACUGCCACACUCUCACAAACUGGCUGUUUUCUUAGUAUGUAAACACAUUUUAUUGCUUGUAUAUUUUAUACUUGGUGAAAUGGUUAAUUACUUAGAAUUAAGACAGCAUGGCUGAAAUAAAUAAGAAGAAAGAAAGAAAAGUAAGUAAGAAAAAUGCAUGAAAAACGUUUUUCCUGUUGCCUGCUGGGAGACCAAUUUGUUACUGAAAGAAAAACAUUUUUCUUCAAAUGUAUGUUUGUGCAAAAAGCAUGCUAUCCAUCAGAUUCUUUAAUAAAAACUGACGCAUUCUGGGUAUUUA
This is a messenger RNA of Oreochromis niloticus (Nile tilapia), 3674 nucleotides long. It is a transcript of the gene dennd1c, whose product is annotated as DENN domain containing 1C. Gene Ontology annotation, biological process: endocytosis; endocytic recycling. Gene Ontology annotation, molecular function: guanyl-nucleotide exchange factor activity; phosphatidylinositol phosphate binding. The record is from RefSeq and is a predicted model, not a curated record. Lineage: Eukaryota; Metazoa; Chordata; Actinopteri; Cichliformes; Cichlidae. The transcript is spliced from 23 exons. Gene Ontology annotation, cellular component: cytosol; intracellular membrane-bounded organelle. The coding region runs from base 159 to 2990 and encodes 943 amino acids.